This is a messenger RNA of Coregonus sp. 'balchen', 1932 nucleotides long. The record is from the annotation of a GenBank genome assembly. Lineage: Eukaryota; Metazoa; Chordata; Actinopteri; Salmoniformes; Salmonidae.
AUGAACUGGUGGCCAUCCAUGUUGUCCACCUACCGCAACAUCCAGGCAAUCAGGGAUACAAAUGAUGCUAGUGACAACCCACGUUGGUAAGAGACCUUGUAGAGUAGCCUACACUAACCUCGGUCCCCGUGAUCAAACUGCUAUUGGAUAUAAGUUUGUAGAGAGAGCUGCCUGGUGGAUGAGAUUAUACUGUAGUGAUUUUACUUUCUUAUAAUGCUGCCUAACUUUCUCUACUCCUCCGCAGCAAAAUUGACUCUGGUAACCGCCUGCUGAUCUCCAAAGCUUUACCCAGUCACUGGAAUAAAUCUUCAGUACCUGAAACUGGAUUCAAGGUUCAUAAUAAUUGUUUACGUUUUUAACUCAUAAGAUCUUCCAUCUGGUCAGAAAUGUAAAGACAGUGCAUUAUAAAUCUAUUAAUUCGCAUUGGAAAAAUGAGGUGUUCUGUCCAAAUGCAUUCUCUCUAGAGGGUUGCUCUGCAGAGUUCCUCAGCUGAGUACAAGAAUAUUCUGGAUCUUUUCCAUCAAACUAUGACUGGCUUCAGUGUGAAGAGUAUUGAGAGGGUGCAGAAUCGGAUCCUGUGGGAGGUCUUUUCGUGGUAAGAAUCCAAACUCCUCAUGCAAAAGAAAUGUAAUCUAAUCAAGAAAUAUGUUCAUAUUGUCUGCGUUAAUCAAAGCAGUUUACAACAUAACAUAUGCAAACAGAUGUAACAUGUUAACUGGUCCUUAGAUUCUAGUAGCAAAAGAGCAGACACUUGCAAACGCUAUGAGGUGACAUGCCAAUGAAGAUACUGACAAAUAAAUCUGUUCCUUUCCCAAGGCAAGGAGAUGUAAUGAGAAAGACAAACACAGGGAAGGAGAAUGAGAAGCAGCUCUUCCAUGGAACAGACUCUAAACACGUGGACGCUAUAUGCCUGCAGAACAUAGACUGGAGGAUUGGUGGAACACAAGGAACGCUGUAUGGGCAAGGUAAAUUCUGCAUUUCAUGUGAUAUCUAAUAGAUUUUUAAGUUUAUAUUAGAAUUUGUUAUUUUAUGUGGAAAUGGCAUUGGACGAGAUCUUUUUUGCUAUGCUCUUUCAUGUUACAUUGUGGAAAUACAGUGGAAAAGUUGACAAAACAAAUGUCUUUGUAAUGUCUCACAGUCACUGUGACUGUCAUUGUGAUUGUUCUAAUUCUAACCCAUCUCUUUCCAGGAAGCUACUUCUCCAAGGAUGCCAAGUUCUCCCACAGCUACACCAGCCAGUCAGGAGUCAGGUCCAUGUUUGUUUGUCGUGUGCUGGUGGGAAAUUACAUGCAAGGACACUCCAGCUACCUCUGCCCACCCUCAAACGACAGAAGUCCCACAAUCUUCUAUGACAGCUGUGUGGAUGAUAUCUACAACCCCUCUGUAUUUGUGGUGAUCGGGAAGCACCAGGUGUACCCAGAGUACCUUAUUCAGUACAGGGAAGGGUCCAAGCCUGGGACCUAUGUUCCACCACCUAAUGUUGUCCAAAACCAGAGCCACCACGACAUAAACUGGCAACCUAUUCCAGUCAUGCUACACUCACAAGCCACCCCUGUGCUGCCCAACAAUGCAAGGUUCAGAUCUCCUUCCCCAACAGGACCGGCCUUUGCCCAGCCCACACUCAGUACCCAGACACUAUUUUCUCACUACUCAAACCCACCCAGGCCCCCCUCCAUUCCCUCUGUUUCAAACCCUUCAAGGCAGAGAACCCCCAGACCUACCUUAACGCAUUAUUCUGCACAGUUUGAUUCCCUGAACUCCUUGACACAUCCAUCGUUUCAGCCAGGUCUGUUGACUUACGUCCCUAACCCACCACCCUGGGUCGGCUCUAUGACCUCCAUACCACACGCACCUCCGUCAAGGACAAGAAGAUCACAGUUGUCUAAAAUGAAGGCAAAAAGUAAAUCUAUGGCAUCACUAGAUAAUCUAUAA